Messenger RNA from Tribolium madens (black flour beetle), 989 nucleotides. Its product is annotated as alpha-tocopherol transfer protein-like. The coding region runs from base 21 to 911 and encodes 296 amino acids. Gene Ontology annotation, molecular function: phosphatidylinositol bisphosphate binding. The transcript is spliced from 6 exons. Lineage: Eukaryota; Metazoa; Arthropoda; Insecta; Coleoptera; Tenebrionidae. The record is from RefSeq and is a predicted model, not a curated record. Gene Ontology annotation, cellular component: membrane.
UUCAACCUUGCAUAUUUAAAAUGGACUUGCUUCGAGUAACAUCAAACGAAAGAGCUCAAAUUUUGAAGCUUUACAACAUUAGUGAGGCCCAAAUUAAACAACAGGUUGAAAUUGUUAAAACUUGGAAAUCUAAACAACCCCAUUUAGAGGCAGAUUUGAGUGAUGAUUUUAUCGAAAAAAUAUUAAUAAAAAAUAAAUUUAGUGUGGAGCGGUGUAAGGAGAAGAUAGAAAAUUACUACACACUGCGUGGGGGGAACUUAGAUUUAGUGGAAGGGUGGGAAAAAAUUGUUCCAUCCAAGCUGGCUUUAACAUUUUUGCCGCUUGCCCAGUUGACAAAAAACUGCGAGCGUAUUGUCAUCAUGAAAUUGAUAAAUCCUGACCCUAAGGCCAUCGACGUGGUAAAAACAUUAAAACUGACAUUGGCCAUUAGUGAAUUAAUGUUGCGAUAUGAUGGUGGCCUAGGAAUUCGGUUUUUGAUGGAUUUUAAAGAUUUUACGUUAUCACAUUUGGCUACAUUCAAUCCUCUUGUUUUGAUGAGAUAUAACAAUGUUGCUGAGAACGGCUACUCUAUGCGAAUUUUGGGCUUGGAAUUAGUCAACUGCCCCUCGUAUAUUAGUAAAAUUACUGCAGUGUUUCGGUUGUUUCUACGACAAAAAAUUUACCAAAGGAUAAAAUUUCACGAAGAUUUGACUACUCUUCACGAGGCAAUAUCGAAGGAAUAUUUACCUGUUGAAUAUGGGGGUACUAGUGGUGACAAAAUUUCGGGUUUAUUAGGAAAAUGGGAUAACGAAAUGGAGAAACAGCAAGAAUUUUUAUCACAAUGUCUGAAAAUUGUUGCAAAUGAAGAAUUGCGACCACCUGAAAUACACAAUGUGAUGAAUGGAACUUUCAGAAAACUUUCAGUUGAUUAGAUGUUUUUCAUUUAUUUCCAAAAGUAAUAUGGUGUUUAUUAUAGAACCAAAAAUAAAGUUUUUUUUUCUUUUUCACAA